CCAAUUGUCGCUUGUCACUUCCGCCUUGGGCUCCCGAAUCCCCGUUCCUUCCCACCUGGCUUUCCGGCGACUCUUUCCCGACUUUAAGCCAACCAUGGGUCCCUAAGGACACUGAGGAUGGAACCCUGGACCGUCUGGGCGACGUGUCUGCUACUGGGGGUCGCUGGUUCGAUUCCCGCAGCAGCGCAAUCAACAGGUCUUCCCCCGGCCUGUAUUAAGAUGAGCCACCCUGAGGUAGUACCGGUGACAGUCGCUGGGGGCGUCCUGACGUCACCGUUCUUCUCAGAUCACGUGACCUAUCCGACAUAUCUGGACUGCCUGUGGAGACUAUCGACCGAGGAUGGUUUCUACCCUGUGGUGAUGGUGGAGCACUUCGAUCUGCAGCCGCAAGGGGGCGUGGGCUGCAGAGACGCCUUCAUCGUGCACUUCCCGGACCUGGGGCCGGACAGGAGCGAAUACGGAAAUUUCUGUGGUACACAGAUCCCGAAGUGUUUCUACUACGCCGGCAGGCACAUCGACAUCCGUUUUUUCACAGACGGAAACACGCAGAGCAACACGGGAUGGCGGAUCACCUAUAAUGCCAGCAGAACUCCAGUUUGCCCAACAGAGGCACCACCUGUGUUGGUCAGCACGAUCGCAAGUAACACAAAAGCCACUGCGAACACGGGAGUUGGCCCUACCGAAACACCUCAGACUCCGACCACCCCGCCCGGCCUGACCAUCAUGCCUAGCGAGAGGCCGCCAUUGGUCGGAGCCAUCGUGGGCGGGACCCUGGCCUGCGUUGCCAUAGUUACCAUGCUGUUGCUAUGGUGCUUCUGCUGCUAUUGGAGGAGAAGGAAGCGACCACCACAGGUUGCGGAAACCCUGGCCAAUCCGGGAGCGCGUCCCGACAUCGUCAUCUUCCGAAAUGGUGAGGACCGAACCAGCCUCAUGAACCCCAACUACGGUCAGAGGGCAGAGUUCACCGCGUUGGCCGCCAUGUCUAGCAACCGCGGGGCAACGCCCGACAACUGCUACUCCGGGGGUGACUUGAAACAGCCACUGCUAGACGGAGCGACGAGUCCAGGGGUGGAGUCACCGAGACACACCGGCCCGCCAAAGUUCGUGCCCCCCUCCCCACCUGCCGCGAGGCACGCCGGUCCGCCGAAAUUCGUGCCCCCUCCCCACCUGCCGCAAGGCAUGCCGGUCCGCCGAAAUUCGUGCCCCCCUCCCCACCUCCCGCGAGGCAUGCCGGUCCGCCGAAGUUUGUGCCCCCCUCCCCACCUCGCUCCCCGAGCGGCAAAGACUGGUCGGGCGGCCCCGAUGACGUGUUCUUUGAAGACCGCAGCAGAACGUACGACGAGUAUUCGGACCCGGGAUACGCGGAGAUUGACGAGAGCAUCGCGAAGGUCGGCGAUGGCGAGUUGCGUUUGGAUGAUGCCGCGGGAGGUGGAGAUGCAGGAUCCGCCGCUAGGGGUCGUGACUGUUCAGCCAAUGUGUACAUCUUCAGCCCCAGGCCGAAGUUUCCCGCCAAGCGCACUCCGCCCUAUGCUCAAGUCAGCCUGCUGGACGAUACUAACGAAAAAGGCGGGAACUUCACCUUUGAUGUCGCCGGCGACGCGCUCCCAUUGGCGGAGGGUUACGACGAAACCAUGGCAACCGCGUCACGUGACUCCGGGCACGGCACGGCCGGAAGUGACGCGGACGGGUACGAGGUUCCCAUAGCAACGCGCGCUGAAGAACUCGAAGAAGACGCCGAUGGAUACGCCGUUCCCAUGGCGACAGCCAGCCCCAACAACCAAUCACAACUCGGCUACGAUCAUCUGCACGACGCGGAUAAUAGUAGGAAGCAGGGGAUUGGCUACGAUCAUCUCCAUGGCAACAAGAACGGCUACGAUCAGUUAUCGCGAGAGUCGGACAAACCACCCGGUCCCAGGAGUUCAAAAUACAGCAAACUGGACAACAGGGAAGAAGAAGACGAUCUUUGAGAUGCACCUAUAAUUAACUGUUUGCCUCAGUCAGGUUCUUCAUUUUUUUACAAGGCAGGAGAACAAGCAUUGAGGAUUUUUUUUUUGUUUUAAGGAGGUGGAAAGCACCAUGAAACUCAGAUGGUGUAUUUCAGACGGUCUUGCAAACGUCGAACAAAGUUCUAUCCAGAACCGUUCCCCAUCCAGAACUGUGCUUCGGUUCUGGAUAGUUUACGCGUAUCCAGUACAGGGUGUUCAUUUGCCUUUUUUUCAGAAUUCUUUUUUUGCAUAAUUGAUUUUCGCGAUAACUAAAGCAAGGUUUAAGUGCUGGCUGCUUAACCAAUCAGACGCUUCCAUUCAGAGUGACGUCAAACUAUGACACUGUUUAGUUGUACAAUAACAAGUUGUGCCUUCUGAAAGUAUUCCACUAAUGAUACUUUAAAAAUGUUAACUUUAGAUAUAAUAUUGAAAAAAAAACGUAAAGAAAAAAAUGUGGCGCACGUUUUAGAAAAUGGUUUUGUUUUUUAGAGAAGUUCCUUUCAUGGAAUGUUUUGCGUUAUUUUUCACCUGGUGCUGCUAAAGAAAAGAAAUUUUACUAAGUAACGUGCAGGCCGUAUAAUGAACACUGUAACGCUUGGGAAAUGAAACUUUCUCAAAUUAGCUACGUUUUGCAUUGAUUAUAAUGAAGAUGUACAUAUUUCUUGUACUAAAAUUGCAGGUGGCAUUAAAACCUUUA
Messenger RNA from Branchiostoma belcheri (Belcher's lancelet), 2682 nucleotides. RefSeq lists its product as uncharacterized. The record is from RefSeq and is a predicted model, not a curated record. The transcript is spliced from 7 exons. The coding region runs from base 118 to 1704 and encodes 528 amino acids. Lineage: Eukaryota; Metazoa; Chordata; Leptocardii; Amphioxiformes; Branchiostomatidae.